AUGGCUGAGAUUUAUAAUACGGACCGCUUCGCCGAGCUCUAUUACCCUUCUAACACCGCCGACCUCCUGCACCUAGGCCUUGCUGCACGCUUUGUAGCCACCCUCUUCGAGUCCAACCAGAUCACCUAUGCCUUCAUUGGCGGGUGGGCCGUAUACCUGCGCGGUGGAGGCCGCCGCACCCAGGACAUUGACAUUACCGUUGACGACUCAAUGGACCAUGUCAAAGAGAUUUUGACCAUGCAGCCUCGGAUCCAUUUCCCGGCUGUCCACGGACCGACAGCGGUCCAAAUAUUCAUCGACACCGGCCAGAGUGUGGACGGGGAAUUCCCCGAGGUUCCCGAUCUCGCAGUGAGCAUGGAUAUCGUCAUUAGUGGUAACCUGGGCACGCCGGAAGAUCUCCGGUCCUCGCGCGAACCAAUAAACCCCCACAGACCAACACCUCUUGGAUCCCCCGUAUUAGUACUUGGAUUGGUGUUCCAAAUAUAUGCGAAGCUCGACGCGUUCUCCCGACGCGGCGAGCAGGAUAGCAAGGACUUUAUGGACCUCGAGUUCCUCUUUAUGCAAUAUGCGACGGAUAUCCCCGCAUUUUGUGACUACUAUGAUGUGGAUCACCGGCGCUAUUUCUGGGUACAGUAUGCGUCCAAAUACGUCGCUUUUCCCGAUCAAGUCGAAAGUAUGCGCAAUCUGCUUGGCUUAUGA
This is a messenger RNA of Penicillium chermesinum, 699 nucleotides long. RefSeq lists its product as uncharacterized. The transcript is spliced from 3 exons. NCBI's taxonomy places the organism in Eukaryota, Fungi, Ascomycota, Eurotiomycetes, Eurotiales, Aspergillaceae. The coding region runs from base 1 to 699 and encodes 232 amino acids. The record is from RefSeq and is a predicted model, not a curated record.